GAUGAAGAGAAUAACCCCCUGGAGACAGAGUUUGGCCUCUCGGUCUACAAGGACCAUCAGACCAUCACCAUACAGGAGAUGCCCGAGAAGGCACCAGCAGGGCAGCUGCCACGCUCAGUGGACGUCAUUCUGGAUGAUGAUCUGGUGGACAAGGUGAAGCCUGGGGACCGCAUCCAGGUGGUGGGGACGUACCGCUGCCUGCCAGGAAAGAAGGGGGGUUACACUUCAGGGACUUUCAGGACUAUCCUCAUUGCCUGCCAUGUGAAGCAGAUGAGCAAAGAUGUCCGGCCCCUUUACUCUGCUGCUGAUGUGGCCAAGAUCAAGAGAUUCAGCAAGAGUCGCUCCAAGGAUAUCUUUGACCAGCUGGCGAGAUCCCUGGCUCCCAGCAUCCAUGGGCAUGAGUACAUCAAGAAGGCCCUUCUCUGCAUGCUGCUCGGAGGGGUGGAGAAAGUCCUGGAGAAUGGGAGCCGCAUCCGAGGAGACAUCAACAUCUUACUGAUAGGAGACCCUUCUGUUGCCAAAUCUCAGCUGCUGCGGUAUGUGCUUAGCACUGCGCCCCGUGCCAUCCCCACCACCGGCAGAGGCUCCUCUGGUGUUGGCCUGACUGCUGCUGUCACCACAGACCAAGAAACUGGUGAACGGCGCCUGGAAGCAGGGGCCAUGGUGUUGGCUGACCGGGGAGUGGUGUGCAUUGAUGAGUUCGACAAGAUGUCUGACAUUGACCGCACGGCCAUCCACGAGGUGAUGGAGCAGGGCCGCGUCACCAUCGCCAAGGCCGGCAUCCAUGCCCGCCUCAACUCCCGCUGCAGUGUCCUGGCAGCAGCCAACCCUGUCUACGGCCGGUACGACCAGUACAAGACACCCAUGGAGAACAUUGGCCUGCAGGACUCCUUGCUGUCUCGCUUUGACCUGCUCUUCAUCGUGCUGGACCAGAUGGAUCCUGAGCAGGACAGGGAGAUCUCAGACCAUGUCCUGCGGAUGCACCGCUACCGCAACCCCAACGAGCAGGAUGGGGAUGCCAUGCCCCUGGGCAGUGCCGUGGAGAUUCUGGCUACAGAGGACCCUGACUUUGUGCAGGAGGAGGAACAGGAGCUCCAAGUGUAUGAGAAACACGAUGACCUCCUGCAUGGGCCCAACCGUCGCAAGGAGAAGACUGUCAGCAUGGAGUUCAUGAGGAAGUACAUCCACGUAGCAAAGAUGAUUAAGCCUGUCUUGACCCAGGAGUCAGCGAGCUACAUAGCGGAGGAGUACUCCCGCCUGCGCAGCCAGAGCCAGAUGAACUCGGACAUUGCCAGGACCUCCCCAGUCACAGCCCGUACGCUAGAGACCCUGAUCCGCCUCUCCACGGCCCAUGCCAAGGCCAGGAUGAACAAGACCGUUGAUCUGCAGGAUGCCGAGGCAGCUUUGGAGCUGGUGCAGUUCGCCUACUUCAAAAAGGUUCUGGAGAAGGAGAAGAAGCGCAGAAAGCAGGCGGAGGACGACUCGGAGACUGAGAAGGAGGAGGAUGAGGAGUCACAGCCCAAGGAGGACCGCAGGACGAGGAGGAGAAAGAAGGCACGAACAGGAGGCGAGGGGGACUCCUACGACCCGUACGACUUCAGUGACGCCGAGGAGGAGAUGCCGGAGGUCCAGGCACACACUCCAAAGACGCCCGAAGUCUCAGCUGCUGGCGAAGCGAAGAAACCAGAGGUGUCUGAGCCGAGGUUGAAAGCAUUCAAGGCUGCCCUCCUGGAGGUCUUCAAAGCUUCCCACGCCCAGUCCGUGGGUCUGAAGAACGUGAUGGAGUCCAUCAACCGUGACAACCCUGAGCCCUUCUCACUGGCUGAAGUGAAGGUGGCAUUGGCCCUCAUGCAAGAUGACAACCAGAUCAUGGUGUCUGAUGACAUUAUCUUCUUAAUCUGA
Phaethon lepturus (White-tailed tropicbird) is the source of this 1902-nucleotide messenger RNA. RefSeq names its product minichromosome maintenance complex component 3 (gene MCM3). The annotation marks the transcript as partial. Gene Ontology annotation, biological process: double-strand break repair via break-induced replication; DNA replication; mitotic DNA replication initiation. Gene Ontology annotation, cellular component: MCM complex; nucleus. NCBI's taxonomy places the organism in Eukaryota, Metazoa, Chordata, Aves, Phaethontiformes, Phaethontidae. The transcript is spliced from 13 exons. Gene Ontology annotation, molecular function: single-stranded DNA helicase activity; single-stranded DNA binding; ATP hydrolysis activity. The record is from RefSeq and is a predicted model, not a curated record.